AUGGCUUGCCUGGUUUACACCAGCUCAUCUUUGCUGGAGCAGAGUACCCCAACCGCCCUGGCGGUCACCGACCUCGAUGGAUCCGUGUCCGACCUCAGCUUCAGUGACCAGGAUUUGGACUCUGGCGAGUUGGGCGGCAAUGCGUCCUGGCAGCCGCCUGGCACUUUGGACGGCCGGGUCUUGUCCUACAGCGUCUACCUCGCCACUGACACUGCCGGUAGCGUGAAAUCUCAAGUCGACAGCAUCCCGGUUGGCACCAAUAUCGCCUCCUGGCUGACCUGA
Messenger RNA from Effrenium voratum, 282 nucleotides. The record is from the annotation of a GenBank genome assembly. NCBI's taxonomy places the organism in Eukaryota, Dinophyceae, Suessiales, Symbiodiniaceae.